This is a messenger RNA of Blumeria graminis f. sp. triticale, 399 nucleotides long. Lineage: Eukaryota; Fungi; Ascomycota; Leotiomycetes; Helotiales; Erysiphaceae. The record is from the annotation of a GenBank genome assembly.
AUGGCAGCAAGAAACGUUUUUCAAAUUAAUCCAAUAUCUCGAUUUGACAACAAAAAUGUGACGAUGAAACGCCCCAAAGAAUUUGCGUGCUUUUCGUACGAUGAUCAACAUCAAUAUAUUCCAGAUGACUCGUCCCUAAAAUAUUAUUACCCACCCACAAUUGGAGCGGAUCUUUGUCAAGGCUUUGACAACUUUCAAAAAUUUGAUGAAAGCUCUGAUAGACAUCUAGACAGUAUUCUUAAGGCAAUUAUUGAUUACGAGAAAAAAUCAGAUAGUAGGAUCGAAUCAGAUUUUGUCACUUGGCGGGGAAUGAUGACGAAGCUAGCAGGUGCAGUCUAUAGUAACCGCGACGGAUUCGAAAUGAACGCAACAUUAUUUCAGGUUGAGUCUCGCUUGUAA